Molecule: messenger RNA, 1424 nt
Organism: Papaver somniferum (opium poppy)
Lineage: Eukaryota; Viridiplantae; Streptophyta; Magnoliopsida; Ranunculales; Papaveraceae
Product: protein POLYCHOME-like
Exons: 3
Coding region: 89-925 (278 amino acids)
Biological process (GO): negative regulation of ubiquitin protein ligase activity; regulation of nuclear division
Cellular component (GO): nucleus
Source: RefSeq, a predicted model, not a curated record
AGUUCACUCCCUCUCAGAAGAACUUCUCUUUCUCUCUCUCUCCUUUUCUUCCCACAGAAACCCUAAAAACCUUAAGAAAUCACAAGAUAUGGCUUAUUCAAGAGAUAGAUUGGUAAGAGAAGAUCCAAUGAUGAUAAUGUCUGGUGGUCGAAGAUCUAAUAAUAAUGGUAUUUGGCAAGAUUUAUUACAAGAAAGAAGAAGUUCAUCAAGAUUAAAUAUGAACACUAGCGGUGGAAGGAAUUUGUUUGGAUCGCCGAUUCAAUCUUCUUCUUCUAGAUUCGUGAGAAGAUCUACUACAGAAAUGUCUCCUUCCAUUAGACGAGAUGCUGGUUAUCAUGGUACUCCUGGGAUAACGUCUAGGUUAGGAAGUGAACGGUAUAGGAAUGAUCAUCUAUAUGGAACUCCUUUGAUGAAUGUUCAAGAAAACCCUUUUUCUGGUAUUGGUAAUCGACGAAGAGGAGGGCGUCUCAGGAAUAACAAUAGUCAGUUGCCCAAUUGGUAUCCAAGAACUGCUCUAAGGGAUAUUACUGGAGUUGUCAAUGCAAUUGAAAGGAGAAGAACCCGAUUGAGAGAGGGUGACAGCCAUCUGACUUCAAACCCUGAACCACCGCAAUCUAAUGUUCUAGGCUCCAACCUAUCCGAUACUGGGGCUCACCUCGAGCCUGAGUUCACUUUGGCCACCCCAAAUUUGAAGGCUGCUGCAGUUAAAGCUCACAUGACGCCUGUCCAGCACCUGCCGAAGAAUUUCCUUGGCACUUAUACUACUGAUGAAUCUGAUUUCCUGACUCCCCAAAAGCAAUUGUUAAACUCAAUAGACCAAGUUGGAAAAGUUGUACUGGAGGAACUCUUAAAGAUGAAGAGGACACCUACUGCUAAAAAGGCCGAGAGACAAAAGAAAGUACGUACUUUGAUGGCCAUGCGUUGAUACUCAGUUCCAUUUUUUAGUUGCAUAGAGAGAAAUAGUGGAAUGAAGUGAUAACAGAGGAAGAAGUAGCUGAGUAACUGAGAAGGAAUAGCAACUGAUUGGGUAGUAUAAAUCAUCCACUGAUGAUUUUUACCUUUUAGAAUUUGAUUUGCUUAGGGAGCUAUGUUUUGUCUUUUUCAGUUUUCUAUAUUGAUGCAUCAGCUGAAAGUCCGAGUAAGACUAGUAAGCAUCAUCGAUGUCUAAUGUUUUCUGCUGAAAGUCUCGGUGCAAGACUAGUAAGCAUCAUCAGUGUCUAAUGUUUCUGCUGAAAGUCUCGGUGUAAGACUAGUAAGCAAUAUCAAUUUCUGCUGAAGAGCUCUCUUAGGAUAGUAGUGACUGUUGGUUAAUGUCUUUCGCUGAGCGUCUUGGUAAAGACUAGUAAGCAUUGUUUUGCAACUCAUGUACAGCUAAGGUCAUAAGGCUCAUGUAUCGUUUCUGUUGUAGUGCAAUAACAGAUGAU